AUGGUGUAUCUACUAGACGUCGCUGGAUACAAGACCUUAGUGGUGAGCGAUCCAAAAUCGCGAUGCGCCCAGGGCGUUACAUCAGACGUCUCCAAGAAGCGCAAACGGAAGUUUGAGGAAAAGAACCGCAGGGCACAGCUCUGCGGGAAAGUUGAGCAGAUCCUGAGACUUCUACCAUCCAUAGACUCUUCGUCGAAGAAACCAACGAAGAAUGACGUACUGAGGAGCGCCGCGAAUCAGCUUCGUCUGAACUUGCAUUUCCGGAUCGACGAGGCGAUGGGAAUCGAUGAUGGGCUCUUCCAGCCUAAGAGAUGGAGACCGGAAUUCAUCUCGAACGCAUCCAUGACGCAAGUUCUCGAAGCCGCGGAUGGCUUCGUUUUGUAUACGGAUCUCGAAGGAUUGGUGCUCCUCGCUACACCUAACAUAAGGAACACUCUGGGUUAUGACAGGAUGGAUAUUGAAGGAAGCUAUAUACAACAUAUACUCCAUGAAAGCGACCUCUCGAAGUUUGCGAGCAUUGUCUCGGAAGCCCGGGACUAUCCGGAAGAUCAGCUCCGGGUGCUAAACGGAAAUGUCAUAUCGCGGACUUUCACUAUUAUUGGCAAAUUCUUAGAAAAGUCGGCUGCGCGUUCCGAGAUCCUGAGUUACAAAGUGAUGCGAUGUCACGUUUGCCUCAAAGGAUCUUUGCCGAAUCAGAUCUUCAAUAUGAAACUCAUGAAGCUGGCCGUGUUCGCGCAGGAGAUCGAUAUCAAUCCAAGCAGAAAAUUCGGUCUAACAGAUUCCAUUCAGAACGAAUACAUUACUUACCACAAACUGGAUGGAACCAUAACGUUUGCGGAUCAUCGCAUAGCCUGCUUGACGGGCUUCUCGCCUACCGAGGUCUUAAUGCAGUCCGCGCAUAACUUCAUGGUUGAAGAGGACCGACCGAUCGCGCUUUUCGCGCUCGCACAAAUGCUCAAGAGAAACAAAGGUACCAUCGUGUACCGUCUGCGUACGGAAUCGGGAGAUUGUAUUUACCUGCGGUCUUUCGGGGUGGUGUCAUACGAUUCGACAAGCUUGAAGCCCGAGAUGUUCAUGUGCGUGAACACUCUUCUACCAAACGAUCUCGGCGAGCAACAGCGACUCGAGUUUGCUUCUCGUUAUUCGGCUAAAAUAGCUAUAUCGUCACAAGAGAGCAGCGCAAGCCUUUCGAGAGGAGCCGUGGGAGCGCACGACAGUCCCGACAUCUCCGACGACGAUGACUUCGUAUAUGGAGGUCGGUCAACCAAUCCCCUUGCAAUCGAGAACAUUGUCAACGACGACUUGAUGCUAGGCUCGAAAUCACUGAUCGAAUUAAAGCCCAAGGAUCAUGAUCUCGAUGAGGAUCCGCGCAGUCCGGAAAUCUGCGAUGUCCCGACAUUCAAUGGAUGCUCUCUCUCCUACAAGGACAGUAGAACCUUAUCUGCAGUGUCUUACUGGAAUACACCGGGAAGGGAGUCCAGCAGUCCCGAGUCGCAGAAUCCGAGGACAUCAUCUGCGAACGAUUCGUCUCCCUCGAGCAGCGAGAUGGGGUCUCCCCAUGGGAUCCACGGCAAUCUUCCCCUACCAAAGCAAUGGCUCUACCCAAACAGCGGAGGCUACGGCCCGGAAAAUCAAAUUAUCUCUAUUCCACCCUACCCUUUGAGAAAUUUCGCCCAGACAAGCAGCGUUCACCAACAGACUCACCGUCAUGACUUCUCAGCACAGAUCCUCUAG
Messenger RNA from Galendromus occidentalis (western predatory mite), 1734 nucleotides. RefSeq names its product aryl hydrocarbon receptor nuclear translocator homolog. Gene Ontology annotation, molecular function: protein dimerization activity. The transcript is spliced from 11 exons. The coding region runs from base 1 to 1734 and encodes 577 amino acids. Lineage: Eukaryota; Metazoa; Arthropoda; Arachnida; Mesostigmata; Phytoseiidae. The record is from RefSeq and is a predicted model, not a curated record.